AUGACGGAGCCAUGCUCUACUAUUUUGGCAGUGGUGGAAGCUCUGGGGACUGUGAGGGCUUUCUGGGAGGACGUAAAGGGCUGUCUUUUCGGCCAUCCAAAACAAGAAGAUCUGCUUCUGUUUCCGAAUUAUGAGUUGGUUGGAAUCGGUGGCCGUCACGGCUUCGUCGAGGCACGCCAGCUUCGAUAUGGCUACACCAUGGGUAGUGUCUCCCUCUUUCCUAUGCGAUAUGUGACAGGACAGAUGAGUUAA
This is a messenger RNA of Aspergillus clavatus NRRL 1, 252 nucleotides long. RefSeq lists its product as uncharacterized. The record is from RefSeq and is a predicted model, not a curated record. Bases 1 to 252 code for a protein of 83 amino acids. The transcript has 2 exons. Lineage: Eukaryota; Fungi; Ascomycota; Eurotiomycetes; Eurotiales; Aspergillaceae.